Molecule: messenger RNA, 1730 nt
Organism: Momordica charantia (bitter melon)
Lineage: Eukaryota; Viridiplantae; Streptophyta; Magnoliopsida; Cucurbitales; Cucurbitaceae
Gene: CYP722A1
Product: cytochrome P450, family 722, subfamily A, polypeptide 1
Biological process (GO): brassinosteroid biosynthetic process; multicellular organism development; brassinosteroid homeostasis
Molecular function (GO): oxidoreductase activity, acting on paired donors, with incorporation or reduction of molecular oxygen; heme binding; iron ion binding
Source: RefSeq, a predicted model, not a curated record
CUCAGCUAAAUAGUGAAGAAACAUUUGUUGGUGGCUCCAUUAUCUCUAUCUCCAUCGCUCCAUUCCACUUGUGUCGGCCAUUUCACUUCUCUUUUCUCUAUCUAUAUAAUACCAAACAACUGCGCAUUGCUUUCUACGAAUCCGAAUCAUGCCCUGCCUCUCCGCCCUCUGCUUUUGCUGCCUCGGCGCCGCCCUUCUCUUCCUCCUCCGAUCACGACCCAACAGGAGCACCUGCCCUUCUCAUUCUCCUCCCGGAACCACCGGAUUGCCUCUCGUCGGAGAGACGCUCCAGUUCAUGGCUGCCAUUAAUACCACCAACGGCGUUUACGAUUUCGUCCGAAUCCGCUGCCUCCGAUACGGACGGUGUUUUAAGACGCGGAUUUUCGGAGGGACGCAUGUGUUCGUUUCGAGCACCGAAUCCGCGAAGCUGAUACUGAGCGACGGCGGAGGGAAGUUCACCAAGAAGUACAUAAGCUCGAUCGCCGCCCUACUCGGCGGCCGGAGUUUGCUCUGUGCUUCGCAUGAGUACCACAAAUUCUUGCGCGCCCGUCUCACCAAUUUAUUCUCCGCCACUUUUUUGGCGUCCUUCGUCCCGCAGUUCGAUCAACAAAUCCUUUACGCGCUUCGGACUUGGGAAACUGGAUCUACCAUUCUCCUCCUCAACCAAGCGCUCAAGAUAACCUGCAAGGCAAUGUGCAAGAUGCUGAUGAGCUUAGAGAGCGAAAACGAAUUAGAGGUACUGCAGAAGGAGGUGGCUCAUGUAUGUGAGGCAAUGCUCGCCUUCCCAUGGCGGUUUCCCGGGACAAGAUUCCACAACGGCCUCAAGGCAAGAGAAAGAAUUAUAGAAGUGCUCGAAAAGGUGAUUCGGGAGAGACGGAGAUCUAAAGCCCAACACGAGGAUUUCCUACAACGACUAUUGAAGGAGGAGGAGGGCGGAGGCACGCUGUCGGAUGCAGAGAUUGUAGAUAACAUUUUGACGAUGUUGAUCGCUGGCCAGGAUACCACGGCGAGUGCCAUCACUUGGAUGGUCAAGUUCUUAGAUGAGAAUCAAGAUGUCCUUCAAAAUUUAAGAGAGGAACAAUUAGAAAUAUUGGGUAAACGAGCUUCUUCGAGUAUCCUUACGUUGGAGGAUCUUGGAAACAUGUCUUAUGCUGCUAAGAUAGUAAAAGAAUCCUUGAGGUUAGCAUCUGUUGUGCCAUGGUUCCCAAGACUAGUCCUCCAAGACUCUCACAUUCAAGGUUAUAAAAUCAAGAAAGGGUGGAACGUCAACAUCGAUGUAAGAUCACUACACACAGAUCCUUGUGUUUACAAUGAUCCUGCAAAGUUCAACCCUUACAGAUUUGAUGAAGAGGGAAAGGCGUAUAGUUUCCUAGCUUUUGGAAUGGGAGGGAGGCAGUGCCUGGGGAUGAACAUGGCCAAAGCCAUGAUGCUCGUCUUCCUUCACCGCUUGGUUACUUCUUACAGAUGGAAGGUGAUGGACUCGGACUCUAGCAUUGAGAAGUGGGCUCUCUUUUCAAAACUAAAGAGCGGUUGUCCAAUCGUCGUCACACAUAUUGGAUCCUAGACGACGCCGUAUAGCCCCCAAUAAUGCAAUUUAAACUUCCUUUUUUUUUUUAAUUUUAAUAAUUUUCUCGCUUUCGAAUCUUAUUAUAAUUAAAUAAUGCCUGGCAAGAACCAAAUACUAUGUGAAAUUAUAUGAAAUCAUUUUAAUUAUGUCUCAACAACUUAUU